UUUGAGCUCUGCUCCGUACCUAACUAUAGAUGAAUAGAUAUUGUACAUGUUCUGAUUGCUGUAAUAUCUAAUUAGGCCGUGACCGAUGAUGAUUGUAUUAUGGUUGCAUAGGUGAUACAGAAAACUUCUUUUUUGUUUUAUUAACUAAUUUUUUGAAAUAGGAAUCCAUGAGACGAACGCAUAACAUCGGCUGCUGUCAUUCUGCUUCACAUCAGUUUAGAGAUGAUCCUCCACCUGAACUUAGAAGUGAAUAUUGUGGAAGUGCAAGCAAAACUGAAGAACUUUCCAAGAAACAUGAAGAACUAUCCGAAUCUGCAAAAUGCGUAUCUAAAACCAUUGCGCUCCUAGAAUCUGUCGAAAAGGUUGCCGAAGGUGGUUGCUCUAUAGGUUUGAGUAUGCCUUCGCUAGAAAUAUCGAGCCAUGAUCUGCAUCGUUCAGAGGAGCAACUUGAACAAUUUUCUGGCGAAGGUUGUAGUAGAAACAUAACACAAGCUUCGUUCGCUGAACUUUUUGAAAAAGUUACUGAAGAUUAUUAUCGCUCUGCGAAGUUGUUCAGGCUUCCCCUAGAAAUAUCGAGCGACGAUCAUCAUAAUUCGGAGGAACAACUUGAACAGUUUUCUGAUGGAGUUGCACUUGUAGAAACUGCUCAAAAUAUUGCCAAAGAUGCUCCCAACACAAACAUUGCACCGAUUGAAACUUCCACGAACACUCAUAUUGCUGAAAAUGCUUCCAAUACAAAUUUCAUCACGCUCGUACCUUGCGUAGAAGACCCGAACAACAUCCUUUAUAAUGCGGAUGCACCACCUGCACAAUAUUUUCAAGAUCCCACCCCAAAAGAUUCACAAAGCUGUUUCUCUGAUCCGAUGAAACCGACCAAUGACGUAUACUUGAUCACACUCAACGGACAGUUUGUUAAAGCACAUGAUGGGCAAACACUAUGGAUUGAACAAGCACAAGCGACAACCCAACACCCACAUUGUAGCGAUGAGCUAAAUGUGUGCCAGCGCAAUGAGCAGGCAGCCGAUUCUUCAGCUGAGUGCUCAAUACGCCGAGAAAAUGGUGGCGAAGGCUGGAUUUCUCGCUCUGUGGAAAUGAAAAAAGAACUUCCUAGCGUAGCUACCAUGAUAGAAACCUCGGACAAAGUUCCAAAAAAGGUACCUGCGGAAAAGAAAAAAGAACUUCCCAGUGUAGCUACUAUGAUAGAAACCUUGGACAGUGUUCCAAAAAAGGUACGAGGAGUAUUGAUGCAAGAUUCACCUUCACACUGUUGCGAUUUUUGUGAUGCAACGUUUUCUGAUGAACAUGCUCGGACAAGACACCAGGGAGAACAUAUUUUGAAGCUGUAUCACUGCCGAAAGUGUGGUAAACAGUUUCCUUUCAAAUCCUUCCUCAUGAAACAUCAAGCAACUCAUAGUGAAGAGAGACCCUACAAAUGCGGUAUUUGUGACAGACGAUACAAAUACGCUGAAACUAAAUUGCAUCAUGAACGAUAUGUGCAUAAGGUAGUCGCUUGUUUUGAGUGUUCUGUUUGCGGGGAAAAGUUUCUCUAUGAGCAGUCUCUCAUUAGCCACCUGCGAAUUCAUUCUUCAAGUGGGUGCUCAAAACGCCAAGAAAAUGGUGGUAGGGGCCGGAUUUCUCGCUCUGUGGAAAAGAAAAAAGGACUUCCUAGCGUAGCUACCAUGACAGAAAACUGGGACAAAGUUCCAAAAAAGGUGCCUGCGGAAAAGAAAAAAGAACUUCUUAGCAUAGCUCACAUGAUAGAAACCUCGGACAAAGUUCCAAAAAAGGAACCUGCGAAAAAGAAAAAUGAACUUCCUAAUGCAGCUACCAUGACAAAAACCUCGGACAAAGUUCCAAAAAAGAUACCUGCGGAAAAGAAAAAAGAACUUCGUAAUGUAGCUACCAUGACAGAAACCUCGGACAAAUUUCCAAAAAAGGUACCUGUGAAAAAGAAAAAAGAACUUCCUAAUGCAGCUACCAUGACAAAAACCUCGGACCAAGUUCCAAAAAAGAUACCUGCGGAAAAGAAAAAAGAACUUCUUAGCAUAGCUCCCAUGAUAGAAACCUCAUCGGACAAAGUUCCAAAAAAGGUACCUGCAAAAAAGAAAAAAGAACUUCUUAGCAUAGCUCCUAUGAUAGAAACCUCGCACAGUGUUCCAAAAAAGGUACAAGGAGUAUUGAUGCAACAUUUGCCUCCUUACUGUUGCAAUAUUUGUGAUGAAACGUUUUCCGAUAAAUGUUAUUGGAUGAAACACCAGCAAGACCAUUUAAAGAAGUUUCGCUGCAUAAAAUGUAAAAAAUGGUUUGCUAGAAAACAUCACCUCAUUAAACAUCAAACCACUCACAGUGAAAAUAGACCCCACAAAUGCGGUAUUUGUGACAAACGAUUCAAAUACGCUGAAACUAAAUUAAAGCAUGAACGAUUUAUGCAUAUGGAAGUCGCUUGUUGUGAGUGUGCUGCUUGCGGGAAAAUGUUUCCCAAUAAAGAUUCUCUCAUUUGCCACCUGCGAGUUCAUUCUGGUCAAAAACUGUUCCAUAGCCAAACCAGUGGUACAAUCUUUCCUACGAAAUCAAAUCGUAUUAGAAAUCAAGGGGUGCAUAGUAAAGAAAAAAGCUUGAAAUGCCGCAUAUGCAACCAGCUAUUCAAAUACCAAUAUAAUAAGGCAUGGCACGAACGUUUACAUGUGGAGGGUCCUCGUUUUGAAUGUACCUUAUGUGGCAAGAAAUAUCGCCAAAAACAUGGUCUAACCUAUCACAUAUCCAAACAGGUUUGCAAUAAGUCACCGAAGGAAUAUUUACACGCGGAGGGUCCUCGUUUUGAAUGCGCCGUAUGUGGCAAGAAAUAUCGCCAGAAACAUGAUCUAGCCAAACAUUUAUCCAAACAGGUUUGCAGUAAGUCAGCGCAGGAACGUUUACAUGUGGAAGGUCCUAGUUUUGAAUGCACCUUAUGUGGCAAGAAAUAUCGCCAAAAACAUGGUCUAACCUAUCACAUAUCCAAACAGGUUUGCACUAAGUCAGCGCAGGAAUGUUUACACGCGGAGGGUCCUCGUUUUGAAUGCGCCAUAUGUGGCAAGAAAUAUCGUGAGAAACGUAAUCUAGCCAAACACUUAUCCAAACAGGUUUGCAGUAAGUCAGCGCAGGAACGUUUACAUGUGGAGGGUAUCCGUUUCGAAACCGCCUUAAGCGGCAAGAAAUAUCGCCGGAAAAACGAUCUAGCCUGUCACAUACUCAAACAAAAAGAUGGUAAAUGUGAUUGGGUGAGACAUCAGCAAAAACAUUCGAAGCAGUUUCACUGUCAAAAGUGUGGCAAACAUUAUGCUUUCAAAUCCCGCCUCAUUAGACAUCAGAGUAAACAUAGUGAAAAGAGACCCUACAAAUGUGACAUUUGUGGCACAAGAUUCAAGCACAACAACACUAAAUUACGUCACGAACGCUAUACUCAUUCGGAAGUCACUUGUUUUGAGUGUGCUGUUUGCGGGAAAAAGUUUAACCAUAAAAGUUCCAUCAUUCUCCACCUGCGAGUGCAUUCUGGUCAAAAACCAUUUCAUUGCCAAACCUGUGGUACAAGAUUUUGUAUGAAAAUAGAUCUUGUUAGACAUCAAAAUGUGCAUAGUGAAGAAAAAAAAUUCAAAUGCCGCGUAUGCGACAAGCUAUUCAAAUACCAUCGAUCUAAGACAAGGCAUGAACGCUUACAUGUGGAGGAUCCUCGUUUUGAAUGCGCUUUAUGCGGCAAGAAAUAUCGCCAGAAACAUGGUCUAGCCUAUCACAUAUUAUUCAAUCACAAAGACUGUAAAGUGAUGCAUGAACCUUUACUUGUGAAGAUCCCUCGAUGCCCUCGUUUUGAAUGCGUCUUCUGCGGUAAGAAAUUUCGCCAGAAAGAGGGUCUAGCCUAUCACACAUCCAAACAGGUUUGCAGUAAGUCAGCACAGGAACAUUUACAUGUGAAGGGCCCUCGUUUUGAAUGCGCCCUAUGCGGCAAGAAAUAUCGCAAGAAAUAUGGUCUUGCCUAUCAUAUAUCACAUAAUUGCAGUUAGAUUUCAAUAAUCUGUAUCAACAUUUGUACAGAUUCAAAUUCGGAUUUUUAUUUGUGUUUUGUGUUUUUCAGUUCUUGUUUAGCGUUGGCAAAAGAGUGGAAAAAUUGUUUCCAAUUUUUUGUAUAUUGCUGUGUUAGACAUAUGUAUUUGUAUGUGCUCUUAUUUUAGGUACUUGUUUCUUUCGUUUUUACCUAUACAUAAUACCUACAGUAAUUUUUGGCAGAUUAUAUUCCACUUCAAUGGC
Planococcus citri (citrus mealybug) is the source of this 4278-nucleotide messenger RNA. RefSeq names its product zinc finger protein 62 homolog. The transcript has 9 exons. The record is from RefSeq and is a predicted model, not a curated record. Bases 168 to 4034 code for a protein of 1288 amino acids. Gene Ontology annotation, biological process: regulation of DNA-templated transcription. Lineage: Eukaryota; Metazoa; Arthropoda; Insecta; Hemiptera; Pseudococcidae. Gene Ontology annotation, molecular function: DNA-binding transcription factor activity, RNA polymerase II-specific; RNA polymerase II cis-regulatory region sequence-specific DNA binding.